Molecule: messenger RNA, 1127 nt
Organism: Syzygium oleosum
Lineage: Eukaryota; Viridiplantae; Streptophyta; Magnoliopsida; Myrtales; Myrtaceae
Exons: 2
Coding region: 240-929 (229 amino acids)
Source: RefSeq, a predicted model, not a curated record
UAUACUACUGUCCUUUUGUCCCUUGUAGCAUUCUUGUUUGUUCUGUUUGUCCCAAGCUUAGGUAUGAAAAGAAAAGAGCGAAAAGAGGGAAUGAGAGGAAAGUGCCAACAGUGGAAAUAAAGGAUCACAUUUCUGAUAAGUAGCGAAGAGCACACCCUCAUUUCGAGUAUCCCUCCGGAAACCAACACAAGACAUUCUUUCACUCAACUCUUUCUCACGCCAAACGUCCUUCACCAUCUAUGGAAGACCAAUGCAGCCCAUUUAGCUGGGAAUUCUGCUUCCAGGAAGAGGGCAUGGAGGAACUGAGGCAAGCUCUCCUGUACACUACUUUGGAGCUACAGACCACAAUUGCCUCAGCCAAGGAGGAGAUCACAAGGAGAGAGCUAGAGAUGGUUCAAAUCAAGGAUUUGCUGACCAGGACCUUGAAAGAGAGAGAUGAGGCUCAAUCCAGAUGCAAGGAGCUGCAAUUGGAGAAACUUAUCCUACAACAAAAGUCAAGCAGAAAAGAGCAACCAAAAUUAGCCGCAGCUCCAUCGCCACGCAAAACUUCUUGUAGCAACGAUGAAGCAAUGUUGGUUUCCUCCGGAGUAAGUACUUCUCCACUGUCUCCGUCGCCGCCGCCAGUCCCGCCAGUGCCAACAGUGACCUCGGAAUUGGCGGUCCAGAAGCCGUUGCCGCCCAAAGGGAAGCUAUUGCAGGCGGUGAUGGAGGCAGGGCCGCUCCUCCAGACGCUUCUCCUGGCAGGUCCCCUGCCUCGGUGGGAGCACCCACCACCGCCACUUGACUCUACUGAGAUUCCUCCUGUGGCCAUUCCUUCUCCGAGCUCCAGCGCAAAGUUCAAUGGCGGUUUCGGUAACAAGAGGAGUUCGGAAUGCAGUGAAACCUCUGAAUCCCCCAAGAACAAGCAUCAGAAGCUCAUUUUACAUUGAUAAAAGAGCGAGUGGUUACUAAAAACUAGAACUUUAGUGUGCUCUUUUUCUUUUUUUCUCCUAGAAUGACGAAGUGGGUGGCUCUUUUUGCUUCACUUUAGAAGUCUCUCCUAGAAUUACAAAAGAGGGAUCUUUAACUUACAUUCCAAGAUGGAAAUUGACAAUCUUGUUCAGUAUGAAGUGUACUAAUUGUGGAUA